CCGCAACCUGUGGACCCGCUUGGUAGCAUCCAGCUUAGCCCCAAGUUCGUUUACUUAUGUAUCAUUAAAAACUACCAAAAUUUGAUGGUUUAGAUAGAACAUGCACAACAAAUAAACCAACUACGAUUAAUAAAAUAUGUUUAUCUGUAAAGAAAUUCAUUUCUAGACGGUAUUUUUACCACAGAAUUAAGAUCAUUUUAAAAUUUUUGUUACUCGUAGUGCAAUGACUGUGUAAAAAGUGUACAAAUUUGUUUUUUUUUCUAUUUGAUAAAUAUGAUCGAAAACGGUAUCUUAUACAAAAUGAAAUAAGCAAACUUGUUAUAAUUAUAAUUCAUUGAAAUUACAUAAAUUGUAAUGUUUGAUUUUUUACAUUGCAUAUAAUCUUUUUCUGAUUAAAAAUAAAUAAAGAUUGUUUAUUGUACUAAUAUCAUAAAACCAUCGACACAUUAGAAGAUCCCAUAUAAUAGAAGACCUUCCCAUAAUAGAAGACCCCCUUCAAUAAACGACGCAAAAGACAGAUUAGAAGAUCUCCUGCAAUUCUUGAUUUUAUUUCUUUUCUGUUUAAUAUUUUUGUUUCUUCAUACAAAUAUUUCUAAGUUAUACUGCAGAAAUAUCUUUCUGCCGUCCAAGACGAUCUGUAUUUGAACAAUAUAAACUAUAAUUAACAGACUCACUUUAUACGGUAUGUGAAAGCCAAUAUCCGGUAUGACUAAGUUCAGCCAUCUCUUUUUGUGAAACACGAUCUGAAAGGAGUGUUGAAGUGUUUAGGGUAGAAAUUUUGGACCCACUCCCCCCCCCCCCCCCCCCCCCACAGACCGUGACAGAGAAAAUUCAUACCCAUCACAGACCGUGACAGAGAACCUCCGGACCCAUCACAGACCGUGACAGAGAACCCGGGUACCCAUCACAGACCGUGACAGAGAACCCCGGAUACCCAUCACAGACCGUGACAGAGAAUCCGAGUACCCAUCACAGACCGUGACAGAGAACCAGGGUACCCAUCACAGACCGUGACAGAGAACCCCGGGUACCCAUCACAGACCGUGACAGAGAACCUCCGGACCCAUCACAGACCGUGACAGAGAACCCGGGUACCCAUCACAGACCGUGACAGAGAAUCCGGGUACCCAUUACAGACCGUGACAGAGAACCCGGGUACCCAUCACAGACCGUGACAGAGAACCCCGGGUACCCAUCACAGACCGUGACAGAGAAUCCGGGUACCCAUCACAGACCGUGACAGAGAACCCGGGUACCCAUCACAGACCGUGACAGAGAAUCCGGGUACCCAUCACAGACCGUGACAGAGAAUCCGCGUACCCAUUACAGACCGUGACAGAGAAUCCGGGUACCCAUCACAGACCGUGACAGAGAACUCGGGUACCCAUCACAGACCGUGACACAGAAACUGUAGUUGUAAAGUAUCAGAUAUACGGUCAGCUACAAAUGUGUCGUAAGGAAAUGGAACAAAAGGAUUUCCAUUUAAUUAGUAACAAUAGGUCCAUCGUGUUUCACAUUUUUAAUCCCGCAAGGGAUUGCGCUAACAGCUUUUUUUUUUACAUCGCUUUUUAUGAACAGUGAGCUAUAUGAGUCUUUUUCGAAGUAAACAAAAGAUAAGCUUUCUCUUAUGUAGAGUAAUUUCAUCAAACCCUCAUCUACUGUCAUUAAAUACCAAUCAUAGCCAUAUUGAUCGAAAAAUCCGACUCAGAAAAUGAUAAAUAAAUUUCAAGUUCAAUAAUGAAAACUCGAAAUACGCAGUUGACCUUAGAGUGAAGUUCUUUAUCGAGUCCAAAAAUUGUUCUAGAUUUUGUAAAAGAAAUAUGAGUCCUUAUAUCAUUUUUUUGGAUUAGUACAUUACUUAAAAGUGCAUCUUCUAGGUAAUCAAUGCUCUUUCGUAGAAGAACUGCUACCAAUAUAACCGAAAUUUUUAAAUGGAACAGAUAAAACUUCAGAUGUUGACUCGACCUAUUCAAUUUAAAGAUAUUGGCCAUCAAAAAUUGGGCUUGUCCUCUGAAUAUCGAAUAAGAAAAGAGAAAACAUUUCCCAAUUAGAUGCACGUUUGAGUAGUGCACUAAUAAAAAAUGAUAGCAUUGGAUGAGGAUCUUAUUUUAUUUCUUGAGAAGUGUUCGUAACAUGAAAUAUCAAUUAACCGCAUUUCAUUUCAUUCAGUACAUUCUAUAAUAAAGAUAUUCUUUUUACGAAAUUUUCUGUCUUAAUGAACCUUACACUGUUUUUGUAAUUAGUCUCGCAGAGCAAAAUAAUAUAAAAGUUUAUUAGCAACAAGAUCAACAAAAAGACAACUUUUACAGAAAUAAUCUCGCUGAGCGUACGGAAAAAAUAGGGAAAUUUAAGGGACAUAGUAUAAGACCCUUUAUAACUUGUGAACGAUAAGACAGAAUAGAAGACCCGGGGUCUUCUAACAUGUCGAUGGCUUUAUUGAAAUUAAUGAUCGAUGGAUGUUGUUUUUAUAGAUAUCUCUUUUACUAAUUAUCAAUAUAUAGUUUCUGCUAAACGAACAAAAUUUGAUAAUAUUGAAACAUCAUCAUCAAAAAAAAACGAUAAUGAAUCAUUAACUAUUCAAAAAUAUUUAGAAAUGGACAUUUUUGAUGAUAAAUCUGGUCUAUCCACUGAAGAACAAUCAACAGAAAAUCGUCAAACGAUUCUAAAUAAUGCAUUUGAAGGAGAAAAAAUAAGAUUAGAAAUUGAACCUAUUUCGAAAUUUCGUGGUCGUACAGCACAUGAUUUUAAACCGGAGAAAGCAAAAAAACGUGAUGGAGAACCAUCAAAAGCCAGAGCAUCACUAACAAGAGAAAUUCAUGGUUAUACAUAUAUUAAUUCUUACUUCAAAUUUCAAGUACAUCCAACAGAUCCUCAAUCGCCAAAUCUCAAUCCGAGAUAUAUAUUUUUGGAUACCACAAUUGAAUUAAAAGUAUAUUCAGAAAUAUUACAACAAUUGAAACUUCAAUUAGUUGUUGCUAUGCUUACGAAUAAAGAAUUGAUGCAAAGUGAACAACCAUUAAAAAUUUUUGCACGACCAAAAAAUGAUAAUCAUGGAAAAUUCAUUACAACAAAAUAUGAUAAUCAUAAGGAUUUUAAAGAAGCUUAUUCUCUUCAUGAUCUUCGCUUUGCCAUAACUUUAUGGCGCAAAAGAACCUGGUGA
Molecule: messenger RNA, 3160 nt
Organism: Rotaria sp. Silwood1
Lineage: Eukaryota; Metazoa; Rotifera; Eurotatoria; Philodinida; Philodinidae
Source: the annotation of a GenBank genome assembly